AUGACAUCCUCAUCAUCAUCAUUAAUAACUAGAUUUAAUCAAAUAAAUGAAGAAAAUCAAAAUAUUAAAAUUGAAAAUGAUAAAUUACAAAUUAAAUUAAUUGACUUGGAAAAAGAAAAUGAUAAUUUUAAAGAAGAAAUCGAAAAAUUAAAAAAACUACUAAUAAAUUUUCAAAAUAAUGACAAUACAACAGAAUUAUCUAAUUUUAAAGAUCAAAUUAAUGACAGUACAUUACUUAAUUCAGAAUUAACUACUGAGAACAUUAGUUUUAAAAAUGAAAUUGAAAAUUUAACAUCCCAGUUAGAAGUUUAUCAAAAUAGUGAAAAGAGUAUUAUAUUAUUGGAACUAGAAAAAAAAAAUUUAUUAUUAGAAAACAAACAACUUCUAAUCACAAUAGAAGAUUUAAAAAAUAAUAAUCAAACUUCUUCAGAUAUAACAAGUAAUGAUAAAAAAAUUUUAGAAGAAAUCAAAAAAAUAACAAAAAAUAUUAACUCAUUUGAUGAAUUUAAAAUUGAAUUUGAAAAAUAUCUUUCAAAAAAACAUACUGAUAAAUUACUUAUUUGGAAAUUUUUACUAUGGGGAAAUUAA
This is a messenger RNA of Dentiscutata erythropus, 588 nucleotides long. The record is from the annotation of a GenBank genome assembly. Lineage: Eukaryota; Fungi; Glomeromycota; Glomeromycetes; Diversisporales; Gigasporaceae.